GUGGCUGUAAAAGUGUGGAUGGAAAUGUCGAGUUUUGAAUUAGGCCAACCUUGAGAUGUUAUCAGAGGUCUAUAUUAGGAGGCAGAGGCUGGUUAGCUGAGACAACCAGUUCGAACGGCGUGCGCGCUUCUAUCUGUAACGCGUCUAUGUGCAGAGGAAUAAGAACGUCAGUGCAUCACCACUAGAGGAGAUAGACAACAACUUCAUGAGAAUAGAGGCAUUAAAUGGUGAUGUUAAUCUUUCAGCCAGCAAUGCCCAGUGAUAAAAGUGUUUGUUGUUCAAGAGCAUGAUGCAGGGUUGUUUCUGAGCAAGUAAAUCAAAAAUUAAUUUUGUGUGUGCCUAUGACAGACACUGCAUUUUUGCUAGCAUAUCAGCACUAGACCCACCCAUCUGCACCUUUCAUGAGCCAUGACACGGCUAAGGGUCAUCAAGGAGGCCACGCUGGAUGGCACAAUUAAGGAGGAGCCGCCGGAUGAUGACGUCACGCCAGAUGAUCUGAUAACUAUAGUCUCCGCCGAAACGGACUAUCCCAUGGCGCUGGUUCCUGCCAAUCUGGCUGGUCUAACCACGGCAAACCCAGCUGAUCAGGGUAACUCGUCCGCGGUGGACGCGGUAGACACGGACGGUCCGGCCUCACAGGACUCGGACGAUCCGGACCCGCCAGAUCCGGACGAUCCGGCCCGGCCGGACCCGGACCCGGACCGGCGAGUGGCGCCGUCUGGUCGGCCGGUGCGUUCCAGCCGGCGGACGGGGCCGACGCCGUGGCGGUGCGCCGCAUGCCAGAAGAGCCUGCCCUCCUCGGAAGCCUACGACCGGCACAUGGAGGAGCACGAGCGCCAGCUGGGCCGCCGCUGCCCCGUCUGCGCCAAGGUGCUGCGCGGCGCCGUCAGCGACUUCCGACGUCACGUGCGCCUGCACUCGGCUGAGAAGACGCACCGCUGCCAGCAGUGCGACAAGACGUUCACGCUGGCCAGCUAUCUGAGGCGCCACGUGUACGCGGUGCACCGACUGGAGCGGCCGCACCGCUGCCCCGUCUGCCGCAAGGGCUUCAAGUACCCUAGCCAGAUGCGGCUGCACCACAUGACGCACACGGGCGAGAAGCCGGAGCGCUGCGACGAGUGCGGUAAGACGUUCCGCUCGCAGUGGUCGCUGUGCGUGCACGAGCGCAUGCACCGGGGUGAGCGGCCGUACGUCUGCCGCUGGGAGGGCUGCGGCUACGCUGCCUGCGACGGCUCCAGUCUGCGCCAUCACCUCAAAAUGGUGCACACCAAGGAGAAGGCCGCCAAGUGUCCGCACUGCGACAAGACGUUCGUCAAGCCCAGUCAGGUGCGCAUGCACGUGCGCAUGACACACGUGGGCGAGAAGAACGUCAGCUGUGACAUCUGCGACCGCAAGUUCUUCAACAAUGCGGCGCUGCGGGUGCACCGAGCCAUCCACACGGAGGAGCGACUGGUCACGUGCCCACUGUGCCCGGCCACCUUCAAGACCAGGAGCAACAUGAGCACUCACGUGGGCACGCACACCAAAACGCCCGAUCACAAGUGUACCAUUUGCGGAAAGGGCUUCAAGUUCCCCGCCUACCUGGUCAAGCACAUGGAGACGCAUAACAAAGAGCGCGCCUUUAAAUGCGAGUGUGGAAAGCGCUUCCGCACGGUGCGGUACCUGCAGCGCCACGCACAGAGUCACGAGCGCGGCAAGCGGUUCUCCUGCUCGCACUGCGCCAAGCGCUUCGUCUCGGCCGCCUCGGCCGAGAAGCACACACAGCGCUUCCACACGCGCGUGCCGUCCAUCUGGUGUCUGCAGUGCAACACGGAGUUCCGCCGCGCCGCCAAGCUGGUGACGCACUACGGCGCGCGCCACCGCGCCGACGGCCCGUUCCACUGUCCCGACUGCGGCCAGGUGUUCAAGGCGGCGCGGCCGUUCGCCCGGCACCGCGGCAGCAUGCACAUGUCUUACGUCACCGACGGCAAGCCGCUGGCGGAGUCCGACGAAGCCUCGGAGUAGCCGCCGCCGCGCCAGCUCGGUCAGCGGCAGGCGCCGGGCGGUGGGCAGGCGGACGAAGUGGGCCGCACAGUUGUCGGCCCGCUCGGGCCCCUGCGGCCGUCAGGGAGUCACGUGCGGCGCCGCUAGCCCGUGGAUGAAGGCACCGCUUCGUGACGCCAUCGUGCCCGCUGCGGCGUCUCGGGUGUUCGGCGUCUAACAUCCGUGAUGCAGCGACCCAUCGGACAUGUUUCGGGGCCGUGUCGCGCUUCCAGAACACGCCCAGGGCGCGCUAUCGGCGCCCGCUGGUCCUGCCGCGGACACUGCUGUCAGUGGGUGCUCUAUCCCUUGUCCUGUCCGUUCCCUGUCCCGGACAGUUUACUUCCGGCUGCUGGCGCGAGGUCGCCUGCGCGCGGAUGUUGUUCGUUCGGCGGUAAGCGACGAGCAGCAGCACCGCGGUGCUUUGCGCGGUGACCUGUCAUCAAUCCCCGCUCAGGUGGCAAUGCCGAGCUGCGCAGUAGUGGGUGAGGAUUGUCGCAGUGGUAGCUGCUGGACGGCGCUUCAGUGUUGUCAGAGCCGCUGGUCGUUUCGGAUACUAGAGUAUAGUAGAUGGCCAUUUUAUGUUGUAACAGGGUUCGUCGGACGCUUUUACGUGCGGUUCGUUUGAAGUUGAGAAUGUAGGUGAUGCCAUGGAGGUGCGCUAAUGCAUUUUUCUCAGCUGGCUUGCUUCGUUCGGACUCUUCUUUUGUGUCCCAUGGGUCUGGGUAGUUGAUGGAUGGUGGUAGUCUGUACAAACCAUUUCAAUGUCACUAGGUAGAGUUGUUGUGGUGAAUGCAGCCGGUACGAUUGAGCUAAAUGAUCCUUGUUGUGGUAGAAGUGCUGUCAAUUACUUUGAAUGUAACCAUAAGGGUUGAUGUUGUGCGGUCAAAAUCUGAAUGGAGGUAGAGAUAUUCAAACGGUUUUUUUUUCUAACAGUCUAGUCCUCAGGUGCAUGACGCUGGUGUGCCAACCUACCGAGUGUCGUCUUUCAUGUGUGCUCGCCUUUGCUUUUGUUCAAAUGCAUCGCGUUUGGUUA
This is a messenger RNA of Pollicipes pollicipes, 3055 nucleotides long. RefSeq names its product zinc finger protein 888. Bases 409 to 2004 code for a protein of 531 amino acids. The transcript has 4 exons. Lineage: Eukaryota; Metazoa; Arthropoda; Thecostraca; Pollicipedomorpha; Pollicipedidae. Gene Ontology annotation, molecular function: DNA-binding transcription factor activity, RNA polymerase II-specific; RNA polymerase II cis-regulatory region sequence-specific DNA binding. The record is from RefSeq and is a predicted model, not a curated record. Gene Ontology annotation, biological process: regulation of DNA-templated transcription.